Messenger RNA from Symbiodinium necroappetens, 774 nucleotides. Lineage: Eukaryota; Dinophyceae; Suessiales; Symbiodiniaceae. The record is from the annotation of a GenBank genome assembly.
AUGACAAAGAUGAAGGCCUUGGUGGUCGGCUGCACUGGCGUCGCCGCGGAGAUCGUGAAGAACCUCGUUCUGCAGGGCUUGGGGGCUGUUACGCUGGUCGACAAGAAGCCGGUGCAGAUUCAGGACCUGGGGACGAACUUUUUCUUGUCGGAGGCUGACGUGGGAAAGCCUUUGGCCGCCACGCUCGUUCCCAAGUUCCAGGAGCUGAACCCCUUCUGCAGCAUUCGUACCGAGACGUCCCUGACGCCGGAGGUGGUGCGGCAGCAUUCCGUGCUGCUGGUCUGCGAGAGCAUGCCCUUGCCGGACCUCUUAAAGUGGAACGACUUUUGCCGAACAAAUCAGCCAAAGCCGGUGGCCUUCAUCUACGUGCGCACUGGCGGCGUCUUCGGAAACGUCUUUGUGGAUUUCGGUCCCCAGCAUGUGCUGAUGGAUGCCAAUGGACAGGUGGCCUUCGUUGCCGGGGCCGCGCCGACCCGGGUUUCUCCCCUUGCGGCACCAGGGGCCGCAGCCGCCCUCCGCGGACGCCGGGCGCGGCGUGCAGCGCGGCUGGAGCGAAAGGCCUUUGGAAAGUUUCUGGGAAACAUCAAGUUCCCAUGGGACAACGACAAUAAGGAGGAGUCGUCCAGCGCCCCAAAGAACGGGAAGCCCUCGACGACCUGGAAGGAGCUACUGCUCCUCAAGGACCUGGGGGCAAGCUCCUUCGACAAGGCCCUGCAAGUGAACCUCGACAACACCAUCUACGGCAGUUUCGCAGAGAUUGGUGCUGGUCAGGAG